CUACAUCUGUUCUUGUUUCUUUCACAGAAAUAUUUAUUUACAAAAGUACAAGUAUCAUGUUCAUUAUUAUGAUGAUCAAAAGUUCAUUGAGGACUACUCUGAGACAUUUCUACACUGGACUGUAGGCUGAUGAAGACCUUGCAUCAAUAUUGAGAGAGGUUAAGUCAGAGGUAGAAAGAAGGAAAAAUAGAGGGAAGGAACAUGUGAAGAGAUGUGAGAUGGUUCAGAAAUUAUAUCAAAGACUUGAUCCACCACUUUAUACACUGGAUGAGUCUUACUUUCAUUCUGAUUUUCUCAGAAUUACUAAGUAUUGUCGUGACGAGCUGUCUCCUACAAUGGAAGGACUCCUUCAAAUUAUAAGCAAAGAAGAAGCUUCACGAGUAUAUUCAUUUCCUGUCUUCACUGAUGAAUUCUGUAGACGUUUUCUUGAUGAGUUGGAUCAUUUUGAGAGGUUGGAUCUUCCUAAAGGACGUCCUAAUACAAUGAACAACACUGGGAUAUUACUGGCAGAAUUGGGAUUUGAUGAUCACUUCAUGAACAGAUUCAGGGAGCACUACCUUCAACCAUUGUCUGCUCUAUUGUAUCCUGAAUGGACUGGCUCUUCUGGACUAGACUCUCACAGAUCACAUAUUGUAACAUAUGAUGCCACUGGUCCUACUGAUAGAACUGAUGUUGGACUCUCAACUCAUUUUGAUAAUGCUGAAGUAACUCUCAAUGUAUCACUGGGUAAAGAGUACAGUGAUGGGGAAUUAUACUUUGGAGAAAUGAAAGGAGUUGUUGUUUCUAAUCCUCGUCUCUAUCCUUAUUAUCACAAGAUUGGUAGAGGAGUCAUUCACAGAGGACAGCAUAUGCAUGGUGCUAUGGACAUCACUGAUGGUACAAGGUACAACAUUAUUGUUUGGAUGAGAUCGUCUUCUGUGCGUAACAAACUUUGUCCACGUUGUGAUCAGUCACCAACUCUUAUACCAUUUGAAGGGUAUGGUGACGGGUUUACAAAACAAUAAUGA
Molecule: messenger RNA, 1007 nt
Organism: Amphimedon queenslandica
Lineage: Eukaryota; Metazoa; Porifera; Demospongiae; Haplosclerida; Niphatidae
Product: 2-oxoglutarate and iron-dependent oxygenase domain-containing protein 2-like
Exons: 7
Coding region: 219-1004 (261 amino acids)
Molecular function (GO): L-ascorbic acid binding; iron ion binding; oxidoreductase activity, acting on paired donors, with incorporation or reduction of molecular oxygen
Source: RefSeq, a predicted model, not a curated record